GUCCGGCCCGGGACGAGGCUGCAGUCGGGGUUCAGUGGGGAGCGGCGCCUCCGGCCAGCCCCUCCCGCCCGCCGGGGGGAAGGCGCUCGCUGCCGCGCCCUGGCUGGGAGGGCUUCCGAUUUCAGCAGGGCGGCUUCCGGAAGGCGGAGCUCCAACCCCAUUUCCUUUCUCUGGGCCUGAGCUGGUCCCGGCUUCCCGGUUCCCUGCGGCAGCGGCAUGGGCGGCGCGCGGGACGUGGGCUGGGUGGCGGCGGGGCUGGUCCUCGGCGCCGGCGCCUGCUACUGCAUCUACCGGCUGACUCGGGGCCCGCGGCGAGGCGGGCGCCGGCUGCGCCCCUCGCGGUCCGCAGAAGACUUAACUGAUGGUUCCUAUGAUGAGAUCUUAAAUGCUGAACAACUUGAAAAACUUCUAUACCUGCUGGAGUCAACCAAUGAUCCUAUAAUUGUUGAAAAAGCCUUGGUCACCCUGGGUAAUAAUGCAGCCUUCUCAGCUAAUCAAGCCAUUAUUCGUGAGUUGGGUGGCAUCCCAAUUGUUGGAAACAAAAUCGACUCUCUGAACCACAGUAUUAAAGAGAAAGCUUUAAAUGCACUAAAUAACCUGAGUGUGAAUGUUGAAAAUCAAAUCAAGAUAAAGGUAUAUGUCCAGCGAGUCUGUGAGGAUGUCUUUGCGGAUCCCUUGAACUCCCCUGUGCAGCUGGCUGGACUGAGGCUGCUCACAAACAUGACCGUCACCAAUGACUACCAGCACCUGCUCAGCAGCUACAUCGCAGGCCUGCUCCACCUGUUACUUAUUGGAAACGGAAGCACCAAGGUUCAGGUUUUGAAGCUGCUUUUGAACUUGUCGGAGAAUCCAGCCAUGACAGAAGGACUACUGAGUGCUCAAGUGGAUUCUUCAUUUCUUUCCCUUUAUGAUGGCCAAAUAGCAAAUGAGAUUCUUCUUCGGGCGCUUACACUGUUUCAGAAUAUAAACAAUUGCCUCAGAGUAGAAGGCUGCCUAGCUAGUCAGCCUCCCUUCGCUAAGGGGUCAUUGUUCUCCCUGUUGUAUGGAGAAGACUGUGCCCAGAAAAUGAGAGCUCUAGUUUAUCACCAUGAUGUGGAUGUCAAAGAGAAGGUUUUAGCAAUAAUGCCAAAAUUCUGAUGGGUUGCUCCUACUUUUUCUAAGAGUAAUGCAAUCUUAAGUCAGCACACAGGAACUUAUUUUCUACCUUCCUUUAAAAGGAUUGUUUCAGCUGAUGGAGUUAAACAAUAAAAGUUGUAUUUUGUUUUUAACACAGUUCAGGGUGAGCAGCUAUACUCCAAGAUGAUUUUCAAAAUUUGGGUUUUUGUUUUUUUGUUUUUUCUUUUGAGACAGGGUUUCUCUGUAUAGCACUUGGCUAUCCUGGAACCUGCUCUAGACAAGGCUGGCCUCGAACUGACAGAGAUCUACCAGCCUUUGCCUCCCGAGUGCUGAGAUUAAAGGCAUGCACCACUACCACCUGGCAAAAUUUUGGAUUUUGGAGUAGUUCAGAUUUGGGUUUGGGGAUUAGGUAUGAUCAACAGGUGAAGUCUACAAAUACUCCAGUCAAACACUCAGGAUGUGACUCACUUCUGGGACAAACAUUUAGUUAGGUUUAUUUCGAAUGAUCUUACUGGUAUCAAAUGAAUAUGACAGAUUGUGCUGGAGAUAUUUAUGGAGAUGUUCAAUAGUUCCCUCACAUGGAAUGAGUGGCCUUUCUCUGUACAACUAACUGCUGGAAGGGGUUCGCAGUUGCUCAUCAGACGGCUUUAGGUGCUGAGUUGAAGACUAGAACUGGCACAGCAAGGACCCUGUGCUUCAGCGACACCCAAGCUCAAGUACCCUUGCCAACCCCACCUACUGCCUGCAGGUCUUUGUUCAUUGUCAGAAUCUUCCCUAACUUCUGAUCAGUGAAACUUUUUCCAUUUACAGGGAAAAUGUUUUCUCAGUACUCACCCCCAUGUAUAAGGAUGUGUAAAAUAUUGGAGAGCAAUCCAAGUUUGCACCCACAGGCAGCUUGGUAAACCAAGUAGCUGCUCUUUAAACAAAACGGACCUGAGUGAGUCUGACUGUACUCAUAUAGAAAUACACCCAAGAAAUGGAUGUUUUUAAAAGCAUGUUGUAAAGCAAUGUAUUAUGGUUCUGUGCAUUUUUUUUUUUUUAACAAUGAGAAAUACAUUUAUACAUGGACAGAACAUUUCUAGAAGGAUACGUGAAACUUCUGGGCAUAGGACUGGGAGGUGAGUACAUUGGAUUUUCUGUGUGUACCCAUUUCUACUGUUUGAAUUUUUUACUGAGCAUAAAUGUAUAAUUUUUUUAAUAAAAACAAAAAAAGCAA
Molecule: messenger RNA, 2332 nt
Organism: Peromyscus eremicus (cactus mouse)
Lineage: Eukaryota; Metazoa; Chordata; Mammalia; Rodentia; Cricetidae
Gene: Armc10
Product: armadillo repeat containing 10
Exons: 6
Coding region: 217-1137 (306 amino acids)
Cellular component (GO): mitochondrion
Source: RefSeq, a predicted model, not a curated record